Molecule: messenger RNA, 815 nt
Organism: Rubroshorea leprosula
Lineage: Eukaryota; Viridiplantae; Streptophyta; Magnoliopsida; Malvales; Dipterocarpaceae
Source: the annotation of a GenBank genome assembly
CGGAGAGCAAGAGAUCAGCGGAGACGAAAAGAUGGCAGCGGCGGCCGCCCAGAAGAGACCCCUACCUCCCCAGAACAAGCUCCCUCCUCCUCCUCCUGCCGUUCGUCCCCGGCUCGACCCCAUUGAUCGGGAAAAGACUUGCCCCCUGUUGCUUCGAGUCUUUACUAAGAUUGGAAGUCAUCAUAGUGAAGAGGAGUUUGCAGUUAGGGGCAAGGAGCCUAAAGAUGAGGUUCAAAUUUACACAUGGAAAGAUGCAACACUCCGCGAGUUAACUGAUCUUGUCAAAGAGGUUGCUCCAGAGGCAAGAAGAAGGAAUGCAAAGUUGUCUUUUGCUUUUGUUUAUCCUGAUAAACGUGGUCGUUUUGUGAUGAGACUGGUGGGCAUGACCCAUUCUUAUGGAAAUGGCAGAAGACUAGAAGACAAUAAGGCACUGGCUGAACUUGGCUUCCAGAUUGGAGACUACUUGGAUGUGGCAAUUAUGUGAUGUGGCGGUGGCAUUGGUCUAUUUAGUUAUUAGUCUGUCUGUGACCGGUGGGACUUGUAAACACAUUUACAGCCUCUUUAGUUUGACAGGUGCCAUAUGUCCUCCUUCUGUCCAGCAUGUGGUGUGGAAAGCUUCUUUUUGCCUUAGUUUGAAUGGCUUGUGUGGUGGAAAUGCAUGUCACCGGCAUGUUAAUGUUCUAUUCCGUUUAUGACUAUUUCUGAUCUGCUCGUAAGUUAUCUAGUUAUCAAAUAGCGAAUUAUAUGUAUGCGCUGUAGAAACUUCACUAAAAGCAUUCAAGGAACGUGAUUUUUGCUGAAUCAAAUAUUUUCAU